Messenger RNA from Carica papaya (papaya), 1924 nucleotides. The record is from RefSeq and is a predicted model, not a curated record. NCBI's taxonomy places the organism in Eukaryota, Viridiplantae, Streptophyta, Magnoliopsida, Brassicales, Caricaceae.
GAUAUGCUGGAAUUGUAGCUUAACAUUGUUUUAGUUGCCUGGGAACUGGAAAUUUCUAUUUACAGUAAUGUUUCAAUUUUCUCAUUUUGUUCUUUUUCCUUUGUGAUUUACUAUAUUGUAUUUAAAUCGCUUGUUGGAUGUCUAGGGAGACUGCAAUAUUGACAAAUGUAGGACAGCUAUUAGAAAGGCAGGGAAAACAGUUAUUGGGUUCGAAAUACAAGGAUCCUCUAUCAUGUUUCUCAGACUUUCAGGAAUUUUCUGUUGCAAACCCGGAGGUUUAUUGGAAGACUGUACUGGAUGUGUUGAGCAUAUCUUUCUCAGUGCCUCCACAAUGUAUCUUGCAUGAGAAUCCAUACGGAGAGAAAAAUUUGUCAAACCCAGGUGGUCAAUGGCUUCCUGGAGCAUACAUGAACCCCGCAAAGGAUUGCUUGAGUAUAAAUCCUAAGAGAAGUUUGGAUGACAUUGUAAUAAGAUGGCGGGAUGAGGGAGAUGAUCAUCUUCCUAUAAAAGUCAUGACUCUUAAGGAUUUGCGGACAGAGGUUUGGUUGGUGGCACAUGGACUCAAUGCCCUGGGCUUGGACACUGGAUCUGCAAUUGCUAUUGAUAUGCCUAUGAACGUCAAUUCUGUGGUUAUUUAUCUAGCUAUUGUUCUGGCAGGCUAUGUAGUUGUGUCCAUAGCGGAUAGUUUUGCUCCAGAGGAAAUAGCAACAAGACUCAAAAUUUCAGAAGCCAGAGCCAUAUUUACUCAGGAUGUUAUAAUACGCGGCGAGAAAAGUAUUCCUCUUUACAGACGAGUUGUGGAAGCUGGGGCACCUAUGGCAAUUGUUAUUCCCGCUAAAGGCUCAAGCUUCAGCAUGAAAUUGCGCAGCAGUGAUAUUUCUUGGAAUGAUUUCUUGGAAAAAGUAAAAAAUUCAAAAGAAGAAGAAUUUGUGGCUGUGGAAAAGCCGGUUGAAGCAUUCACAAAUAUUCUGUUUUCCUCUGGAACGACAGGGGAUCCAAAAGCAAUUCCAUGGACAAACAUGACUCCUCUGAAAGCUGCUGCAGAUGCAUGGUGCCACAUGGAUAUUCAUCAAGGUGAUAUUGUUGCUUGGCCCACUAACCUUGGGUGGAUGAUGGGCCCAUGGUUAGUGUAUGCUUCAUUGUUAAAUGGUGCUUCCAUUGCACUAUACAAUGGAUCUCCUCUUGGUUCUGGCUUUGCCAAGUUUGUACAGGAUGCUAGGGUAACUAUGCUUGGUGUGAUCCCAAGUAUCGUCCGAGCAUGGAAAAGUUCAAACUGCACUGUGGUUAGCUCUGUAGAAAUUGAACGCAUCUGUAAUGCAGUUGAUGACAGUAUCCUUGAGACUGCAGCCAUUGGAGUACCACCUCCCAAGGGUGGCCCUGAACGAUUAGUAAUUGCAGUCGUAUACAAGGAUUCGAAUGUCCCAGCUCCAGACUUAAAUAAAUUGAGAAUGGCCUUCAAUUCAGCAUUACAGCAGAAACUAAAUCCUCUAUUCAGGGUUUCUCACAUUGUACCGCUGUCAACUCUGCCAAGAACAGCGUCAAAUAAAGUGAUGAGAAGGGUUCUGAGGCAACAGUUUGCUCAACUGGACCAAUCAAGGAUAUAAUAGAUGUUUGGGAGAAGGCAUUGUAAGGCACUAAACCUAAAAGACUUGGCACUUGUUUGUAGAGUCUAGAAUGGUAUAACUCCUGGUUUUCCGACCUUUUCAGGUUCGUCGAGCCGGGUAAUAAGAAAAGCAGCUUUUGCCUUAGAUGUUAUGAAUUCUAUUAUUAGAAUGUCUAGCUCGGAGUUACAGAGUUGCCCAGCUUGUAUAUGCGGUAUUUAAAGUAUACAGGACAUGAACACCAUUGGUGUAACAUUUCUGCAGGAGUUUUGUGAUAUUUUCAUGUAGAUUUUCUUUGUGAAUGGGAGUUAUUUUCUUUCAAA